Messenger RNA from Nematocida major, 513 nucleotides. RefSeq lists its product as uncharacterized. The transcript has a single exon. Bases 1 to 513 code for a protein of 170 amino acids. The record is from RefSeq and is a predicted model, not a curated record. NCBI's taxonomy places the organism in Eukaryota, Fungi, Microsporidia.
AUGGAAGACCAAAAGAAGUCUGCGGAGCUCUGCGAAGAAGCAUACUGCGCCCUGCUCAUUCGGAAAAUCAACGAGCGCAACGAGCUAAUCUCGGUGCAGGACAUCAAGAAAAUCGACAAGGCGCUAGACUUGGUCAUUAUAGACCCGUACAUGCGCAUACAGAAGAUGCAAAGCCAUCUGAAAGACGUGAAGUUUUUUCACAUUAUGCCUAAAAAGCCGUCAAAAAUGGAUCGGAGGACCGAGCGGCUGGGACAGCCGAAAUGCAAAAGACUCUGCACGGAAGCAGAAAGGGCCUCCCCAAAGCUUUUUUCAUCUGCUGCCUUGAACAACAACGACUACCAGUGCAUGCAAAGGCAUCUGAAAAGCGAAGAUAUGUACAGAAGAGAGAUUGAAAAAAACAAAUGGGUGCUGGAAGAACUGAAAAAAGAGACGUCUGUUCCAAGAGGCCCGCACACGCUGUACCUUUUGCUUGUGGAAACAGAAGAGCUCUUUCUUCCGAUUAGCCUGUGCUGA